AUGGCAUCAACACUGCCCGGCGGCGAUGCCUGUUUAUCCGGGCUUAAGGCAGACCGACAGUUCGGUCCCCGGACGCUCCUCUCCGCCCUCUUUACCCUCCACGUUCUCAACACCAUCUACACUACCAAAUCUCUUCGGACCACCCUCUCCCUCCCCGCCACCCUCCUUACCACCAUCUCCCUUGUCUCGUCCACCCUCCUCUCCCUCCUCGAAGACCAACGCACCAUCCACCCCUCCGAUCUCCUGGUAAUCUACUUCUCCGCCUCCACCAUCCUCUUCAUCCCGCGCCUUCGCACCCUUUACCUCCUUCAUGUUUCCCCCAGUUCCCUCGCUAGCCCUAUCAACCCCAUCCCCCACUUGUUGGUCCUCCAAGUCCUCUGGACCCUCAUCUUCGCCCUCACCACCCUCGCCGCCGUCACCGAGUCCCUUGGCAAAUUCACGCUUCUCCAACCGCGAUACAAACACAUUGUCGUCACCAAGGAGCAAACAGCCGGGUUUUGGAGCCGUGGGUUCUUUGCUUGGUUGUUACCGUUCUUGCAGGUCGGGUAUAAGCAGACUUUGGGGAUGGGGGAUAUUCCGGGAGUGGAUGGGGAGUUGAGGGUGGAGAGCGCGGGGGGUGAAAUGGAGGAGGUUUUUAGGAGGUUGCUACUACUGGCACAACAAAGCCAGGCGAAGAGCGGGAACAGUGGGAAGCAAGAGAAGGAGGAAGGAAAGGGAGAGGGGGCUGGGGAAAAGAAGAAAGGGUGGAUGCUGAUUCGCGCGGCGUAUGAGGCGAACAAAUGGCCUUUCUGGUCGGCGGUGGUGCCGAGGUUGGCGUUGUUGGGGUUUAGUCUCUGUCAACCGUUUUUGAUUGAGGCGGUUGUUGGGUAUUUGGCUUCGAGGGAGCGGAAGGGGGGAGAGCGUGGGGAUGAGGAGAUUGAGGCGCCGCAGCCGGAAUAUUUUGGGAGAGCGUUGGUGGGCGGGUUUGUGUUGUUGUAUAUUGGUAUUGCUGUUUCAAGAGCGAUAUACUGGCGACAAACGAACCGGAUGAUUGCUCGAAUCCGCUCAGGACUUAUCGCUAUGGUUUAUCAGCAUACCACUGCUCUUCGGGCCGUUGACGUCAAGGACUCUGCAGCAGUCACUCUAAUGGGAACGGAUGUGGAACGUAUUGUCACGAGUAUCAAGAAUGUUCACGAGCUGUGGGCAUCUGUACCGGGCGUUGGCAUUGCCAUCUGGUUGUUGGCUCGCCAGGUAUCGUAUGCUGCCAUCGUUCCACUAGUGAUCUGCCUGGUAUGCGUCGUCGGAGCAUCCUUCAUCGGAGCAGGCACCGGGCCUGCACAAGCAGCAUGGAACGAGCGAGUCCAGAAGCGAGUCGCCGUCACGGCCAACAUGCUCGGUGACAUGAAAGCCGUCAAGAUGCUGGGACUUACCGGCGUACUAGGUAAUAUCAUCGAGGGCUUACGCAGAGCCGAGCUGAAGACUUCAGAGAAAUUCCGCAAAUAUUUGCUUUGGAAUAUCCAAGUUUCUUUCCCAGCUGCCAUGCAGGCCGUGGCGUGCUUUGGCCGCAUUGAGACAUAUCUGACUAAACAGGAGUUAAAACAAUCGGAUUUAUCCUCGGUUGAGGACAGGGGACGGUCGGCGGGAGCCUCUUUUGAGAGUGGCACAGAGCUAAGAAGCGUGGUGGGCUCGAGACCGUUGGCCCGUGAAACGACACCUGGGGCACUCGCCUCGUUUGCAGCUGCGGACAUCUCCUGGUCAGCAAAUACCAUCGAGCCAGUACUUCAAGGUGUUAACUUGACUAUCAAGCCGGGGUUUACGGCAGUUAUCGGUCCAGUUGGUUCAGGGAAGUCCACGCUUCUAGAGAGCUUGGUAGGAGAGACGACUUUGCAGCGAGGAUCUGUCACCACCAACUUCUCCCGGGCAGCUUACUGCCCACAAGCAGCCUGGCUCAUGAACGAUACCAUCCGACACAACAUCACCGGCAGCAGCGAGGACUUUGAGAUCGACCAGAAAUGGUACGAUUUGUGUAUUCUAUCGUGCGGACUCCGUCGUGAUCUCGACGGUAUGGUAGCGGGUGACCAAACAGUCGUCGGAACGAAUGGCUCUUCGUUGAGCGGAGGACAGCGGCAAAGAGUAGCCCUCGCCAGAGCUGUAUACUCUUGUGCUCCUGUUAUUAUCCUCGACGAUGUUAUGAGCGGCCUGGAUCCUGCGACUGCUAAGGAUAUUACCACAAGAUUGUUUAGCAGGCAAGGCCAUCUUCGUAAGGCGGGUGUCUCGGUUGUACUUGCAACUCAUAAUAAGCGCCUUCUCCCCUAUAUGGAUGAGAUUAUCGUACUCGAAGGCGGCAAAUUCGCGGAUAUCGGCUCAUACAGCGAGAUCCAAUCGCGAGGUGAUCUCAAGCUCAUGGCCAUGACCGACGACGAUGUUAUCGAGUCCGGGGAGGAGCAGCAGUCUGCAACAGACGAGGUAUCAAGGGACAGCAAAAGCCCGGCCACGACACAAAAGCCCUCAGACACAACAACCCGACAAGCAACCAAGCCUAAUUUCGAACGUCGUCAAGGAAGCUGGUCCGUGUACGCCUACUACGCUCGUAGCGCCGGCGCCCUCAGUCUCUCUCUCUGGGCCUUCUUCACCAUCCUUGGUGCCAUAACAUCCAACUACAUGACCAUUUGGAUCUCUAACUGGAGCUCCGCCAGCACCCCUUCGGCCUCCAAUCCCGAUCCGCAUCCAAAUCUAGGUUACUAUCUUGGUAUCUACACGCUCCUCGUCGUUCUCGCCCAAAUUGGUAUCGUAGGCGAGUGCUUCGUUUUUCUCAUCAACAUCAUCAGUAACACGGCCCUGUCUCUUCACACGGACCUUUUGAAUUCCGUACUCUCCGCACCGCUUUCCUUCUUUUCCCAGUCGUCGUCGUCGUCGUCGUCAUCGUCGUCACCCACAGACUCAAACGGCGACGACAAAAACAACGCAAGCUCAGAAGACAGCGGUACCAUAACCAACCGCUUCUCCCAAGACAUGGACCUGAUAGACAUGACCCUCCCCGUCCAAGCCAUCAUGUUCACCAGCGCCGGUUCCUACGCCCUCGUCCAGCUAAUCAUCAUCUGCGUCCUGGGAAAAUACCUAGCCGCCACCGUUCCAUUACUCGCCGUCACCCUAUUUCUCGUGCAAAAGUACUACCUGCGGUCGUCACGACAGCUGCGAUUGCUAGACAUCGAAGCCAAGGCGCCCGUGUACAAGCACUUCCUCGAAACAGUAACGGCGGGGGGUGUAGCUACCAUUCGCGCAUUUGGGUGGGAUAAGAGGUUCCGUGACAGAUUGGCGAGGAUGAUGGAUGAGGCACAGAAACCGUUUUAUAUGCUGGCUUGUAUCCAGCAGUGGCUGGCGCUGGUGUUGGAUUUGGUGGUCGGCGGGAUGGCGGUUGUGUUGGUGGGUGUGGCGGUUGGGGUGGCGCCGGAUCCGGAGAAAGCAGGGUCGUUGAAGUCGGCUGUCAGUGCAGGGGCUUUAGGUGUGUCGUUGGUGCUGGUCAUGACGUUUAAUGAGCUGAUUGUGCAGGCGUUGCAGGCGUGGACGAGGUUGGAAACGUCGAUCGGGGCGGUCGCGAGGGUAAGGGACUUUGUUAGGACGACGCCGAAGGAAGAUGAUCCGGCCGCGGACUAUGACAAUGGUGGCUGCGUUGGAGAUGGAUUGACGGCAUGGCCUUCCAGGGGUGAGAUCAAGAUCGAAAAGAUCUGUGCCAGUUACGGCAAUACCUCCUCUAACACCAACACAAACACUAGCGGACCUCCAGCCCUCAAAAACCUCACCCUUACCAUUCCCUCUGGGUCCAAACUAGCAGUCAUCGGCCCCUCUGGCUCCGGAAAAACCACAUUCCUCCUCUCCCUUCUACGCAUGAUCCCGCUCUCCUCCGGAUCCAUAACCAUCGACUCCCUCAACAUCUCCACCAUCCCUCGCUCCCGUCACAUCUUCAAUGUGAUCCCACAAGACCCCUUCUUCAUCCCCAACACCAGCUUAGCCUUCAACCUCGAUCCCUUCGGCCAUCUCUCCCACCUGCCCCCUGCUGAGGCAACCGCCAAGAUGGAAUCCGCCCUCCGACUCGUCACCCUCUGGCCGGGCCGCGUAACCGCCAACGGCCAGACUCUCGACAGCGAGCUGGUCACCUCGGAAUGGUCCGUCGGCGAGCUGCAGCUGCUGGCGCUAGCGAGGGCGUUGCUGCUCAAGGAUCAGAGGAGAAUCUUGGUGCUGGAUGAGGCGAUGAGUAGUGUGGAUGAGAAGACGGAGGCGGUGAUGCAGCAAGUUAUUGACACAGAGUUUAAGGAGCAUACGGUUAUUGCGGUGGUGCAUCGGCUAACGUACAUUGAGAGGUUUGAUUUAGUGGCGGUGUUGAAGAGUGGGGAGAUGGUUGAGUUUGGGGAGCCGAGGGCAUUGAUUGAGAGGGCUCAAGCAUGCCGCUGGGUUUCAGACUCUAGGGCCCGGCACUGA
Molecule: messenger RNA, 4455 nt
Organism: Neurospora tetrasperma FGSC 2508
Lineage: Eukaryota; Fungi; Ascomycota; Sordariomycetes; Sordariales; Sordariaceae
Exons: 8
Coding region: 1-4455 (1484 amino acids)
Biological process (GO): transmembrane transport
Cellular component (GO): membrane
Molecular function (GO): ABC-type transporter activity; ATP binding; ATP hydrolysis activity
Source: RefSeq, a predicted model, not a curated record